Adineta ricciae is the source of this 1485-nucleotide messenger RNA. NCBI's taxonomy places the organism in Eukaryota, Metazoa, Rotifera, Eurotatoria, Adinetida, Adinetidae. The record is from the annotation of a GenBank genome assembly.
AUGACGACAAAAGCAAAACAUAUUAUGUUUUCAUAUCAAUGGAAUAGUUCAAUUUUGGUUGCAAAGAUUUACGAUUAUUUAUGCAAAACUCAAUCAAUACCUGUUUGGAUGGAUACACAUGGAGGAAUGACUGAAUAUCUCAGUUCAAGUAUGGCUGAAGGUGUUGAAAAUUGUUGUGUAUUGAUUUGUUUCUUAACACCUGAAUAUCAGGAAUCAAUGAAUUGUAAAAAAGAAUUAACUUAUGCAUCUCAAUUACAAAAACCGAUUAUUCCAUGUCUUCUUGGAUCGAAUGACAAGACAAACAAAUGGAAGCCAUCGCAAUGGUUAGGUUUAACAAUUACUGAUCUUCUUUAUUUGAAUUUUACGAAAAUCAAUGACGAAAAUUUCGAAGCAAAAUGUCGCGAAUUACUUGACAAGAUCAAUUCGGUUGUUGGAAAUUCAAGUUCAAUAACGUUUGAAUCAGAAUCCAAAGCAAAUUCGAAAGAAGAAGAAGAAGAAGAAGAAAGUGAUGAAGAAUUUCACUCAUCAACUUCACCUUCCCCAUCGAUUAUUCGUGAAGGUCCAGAAAUCAAAAAUGAGACAUUAAACUUAACUUCUCAAACUUAUUCCAAUGAAGGUGAUUCAUUUAUUCAUCUUAGAAAUCAAUCGUCUGAAAUUGAAUGUAAUCAGGAUCUUUAUUCAACGAACAAUCGAUUUUUCAAUUCAUUCACUUUAUCUCGUUUUCUUUUUCACAAUACAAACUCUCAAGAAUCGAUUGCAGUUUUGAGUUUAUCAGCUGAAUACGAAGAUUUGUCAAAAGAUGAAGAAAAACCUACUUGGAUUCCCUGUCAAAUCAAAAUCAAUAAUAAUGAACAACUAAUUCAACUUGAUCCAAAUAAACUCUUUCUUUGCUCAUUAACGCUUAAAAUUCAAUUAACUGGACAACCAGGUGUUGAUAAUCAACAUCGUUUUCGAGCUCAUUCUCUUUUACCUCAACCACUUCGACUUCGAAUUCGAAUUGAAGAUACACAGAUGAAACAUUCGUCUCUCAUCAUUGAACAAAUAAAUCGACCGUUGAUUUUGCCAACACAAGAGAAAUUAAUCGAUAAAUUUCGUUUAUCUCUAUUGAAUGUUCUCGGUUUCGUUUCAGCUGAUGAUUGUUCAACUGACAUUCGAUACUUUGCUUUUAUUUAUCAUUUUAAUGAUCCCGAUACGGACGAUCCUCUCAUAAAAUUUAUAUUUGGAUGUGACCUUUCAGGUUUUCGUUUCUCAAUAUGGGAUAAACAGAAGAUUAAAACGUUGGGAAAACAGGCGAAAAAAGAAAAUCGAACGGAAUUAAUUGUUCAUGAAGAUAUAUACAGUUCAAUUAUAAAUUGUGUUGCAUUGUUUGAUGAACGUUCUCAACUUCAUGGUAUCCGAAUUACCAUCAAAACAAAAACAUCACAAACUGUACAAAUCAUUCCAUUACGACCUGACGAAAUUUUCGAGAAACAUCAUAUUUUUUAG